This is a messenger RNA of Astyanax mexicanus (Mexican tetra), 2247 nucleotides long. RefSeq names its product exo/endonuclease G. Gene Ontology annotation, biological process: apoptotic DNA fragmentation. Bases 92 to 1159 code for a protein of 355 amino acids. The transcript is spliced from 6 exons. Lineage: Eukaryota; Metazoa; Chordata; Actinopteri; Characiformes; Acestrorhamphidae. Gene Ontology annotation, cellular component: mitochondrial inner membrane; nucleus. Gene Ontology annotation, molecular function: 5'-3' exonuclease activity; single-stranded DNA endonuclease activity; metal ion binding. The record is from RefSeq and is a predicted model, not a curated record.
UGCUGGUGUUGCUGAGUGUCAUGUGGAGGAAUGAAGCUCUGAGAACACUGGAAACACUGAGAACACUGGGAGAGGAGCUGGGAAAUGAGACAUGGCCUCUGGGCUGAAGUUCGGGAGGUUUGUGGGAGGUUUUGUGUGCGGGGUCGGUGUGAGCACUGGAGCCUGUAUCACUGCACUCAGACUCUACCUGACUAAACAACAACUACAGCACGAGGAGACGCAGACAGAGAGUGCAGUACAGAGCCUUAUAAAGCUUUAUGGACUUCCUCUGACUGGAGCCGAGACCAGAAGCUACAGCAACCAUAUCCUGUCGUAUGAUCAGAGCCGGAGGAUUCCUAGAUGGGUGGCAGAGCAUCUGUCUAACAACAAACUAGUUGGAGGGGCAGACCGAAAGCACUGCAAGUUCAAACCAGACCCCAAUAUUCCACAGUGCUUCACUGCACACAACGAAGAUUACCUUGGCAGUGGCUGGUCUCGGGGACACAUGGCACCAGCUGGGGACAAUAAAUUUUCUGAGCAAUCAAUGGAAGAAAGUUUCUAUCUGUCAAAUAUCGUCCCACAGAAUUAUGAAAACAAUGCUGGAUUCUGGAACAGAUUGGAGAUGUACUGCAGAGAGCUUACGGAGCGGUUCAGUGAUGUGUGGGUGAUCUCAGGACCACUUACUCUGCCACGUGUAGGUGAAGAUGGAAAGAAAGCAGUCUCAUAUCAGCUGAUCGGGAAAGACGACGUCGCAGUUCCUACUCAUCUCUACAAAGUCGUUCUUGUACGGAAAGAUAUGUCGGCUGAGCCUCUGGCUAUGGCAGCUUUUGUGGUUCCUAAUGCCCCUAUUGGAUUUGAUCACCAGCUGAAGGAGUACCAGGUGAGCCUGUCUGAACUGGAGAGAAUGUCAGGCCUGACCUUCUUCCCCAAACUUGAUCAAACUCACCCCCUGAAGAACCUGUGCUCUGUGGACUCCUGCGAGCUCAUGGACUUUGAGCGUUUCACACUGUACAUCACUGGUCGUAAAGUAAAGAGUGCCAAAACCCUGACGAAGCUGGAGAAGAUCAUGGCGGAGCUGAAAGAAGCCGAAAUCACACCUGAUGAUUACUUAGUUAAGCUGUAUCUGGAGAAGAAACAGGAACUGUUGCAGAAGCAUCGGCCAGAGAGCAAGUCGGGGUAACUGAAAGCUUGAACAGCUGUCUGUCUGUUUUGCAAUCUUAAGCCAAGGUCAAGUGUUAUUUUUAUGAGGUUUUCUUUGUCCUAUUUUUAAAAUUAUGGCUGAUUCUAAGUCACUUUAACUAGUGUUUCCUCACAGGACAAAAUUAAAAAUGCAACUUGAAUGCUGCUCCUAAAUAGGAUAUGCUUAUUUGUUUUAUAAGGUUAUAAAUGUUUUUGAAAAUCAUGUCUGCUUUAGUUUUUACUGUCUUUUGACUGUAUCUGUGACUUUUAUAACGUAGUAUGCUGGUUAGUUAAGAGAUCAGCGACUGUAUUGAAAUGGUCAUCAGAGACAUUUGAUACAUACACAGUGUUUUGCUUUAUAGGUAAGAGUUGGGUAAGAUGGACUAAUUAGAUAGAUUAAAAAGUAGAAAAUAAUUUAAAACAAGAAGCAGAGUAAAUGUUUACAAAUCAAUUAUAAAUGUUUUAGGGGUUUUAGCUUAAAUGUUUUUUUUUUUUAAUUAGUUAGGUCCUCGAGUUUCUGAUUGUAGAACCACAGAAAGUUUUAGUUUAACUUUGCAGGUCACGAGGUAAAAUGAGCUGCAUUUUGUAAAGUACAUUACUGUAGUAUCUUUUACUGUGAUGGUGAUGGAGUUAUAAUACAAUAGAUAAACUGUCACAAAGUCAUUUAAUACCAAUUGAUAUUGCUGACUUGGCCUAAUGGCAUUCUACAAGAAUUCUUACCAAGGUAAAAAUUGUUUGUGUAAGACCAGACAACAUUUUUUUUCUGUCAAGGCCUCCAACAAGGGGAAAACAGUCCCUUUUUAGGUUUUAAAUAUAUGUAUUUUUUUACUCUGCUAGAAAUCUGCAGAUAAUUAGUAAUAAUUGCAGACUUGAGUAAAAGCACAAGUGCUCUAUUGAGCAGAUAUUGCAGUGUUUUUCAAGUACUUAAGUAUUCAACAUUGUUAGUGCAUUAUUUGGAAGUAUUGCAAGUAGUUUAUUGUAAAAUGUACUACUCAUGUACUACUUUAACCUUAAAAAUAACAGUGUUUACCAGUACACCAGAUUUCAGUAUCGAUAUUAAAAAAGGGAUCUCACCCUGGUGUGAACUUA